AUGUCCGACGACGAACUUAGCUUGGAAGGUGGCUUAUUCGAAGAGCCGGAAGGGUUCCUUCCACCACCUCCAGAAUCCCAUUUUGCAUAUUACGAACGUAAGCUUGCCAAUGUCACUCCUCUGAAGGUCGAUUUGAAGUUGGUUGGAAAGUCUCCAUUAUGGGGACAUUUGUUGUGGAAUGCCGGAGCCUACACGGCCGACUUCUUGGAUAAACAUGCUUUAGAGUAUGUCAAAAACAAAAAGGUGUUGGAAUUGGGAGCUGCGUCCGGUUUACCUGGGAUUAUCUGUGCCCUUAAUGGAGUUGAAAAGAUAGUGUCAACAGACUAUCCAGAUGCCGACUUGAUUUCACAUAUUCAGUAUAAUUUUGAUGCUUUAGAGAAGACUGGUGCAUAUCCAAAGACCUGCUACGACGUAAAAGGUUACAUUUGGGGACAUGAUGUGACCCCUUUGGUCUACGGCGAAGAAACAGAAACUAAAAGAGAAAUCGCUGAACUGGACAAGUUCGAUCUCAUCAUCUUAGCGGACUUGGUGUUCAACCAUACCGAGCACCACAAGUUGUUGGAAACAUGUAGAAAUAGUUUGAAGACAAACGGAAAAUGUUUGGUUGUGUUUUCGCCUCAUAGAGCUCAUCUUUUGCAAGAUGACUUACAGUUUUUUGAAACUUGUGAGAACUACGACUUCAAAUCAGAAAGAAUAGAGUUGGUCAACUGGAAGCCAAUGUUCGAAGAAGAUGAAGAGACAGCCGAGAUUAGAUCAAGAGUCUACUCUUACUGGUUGAAUCCGCAAUGGAAAUAA
Messenger RNA from Scheffersomyces stipitis CBS 6054, 795 nucleotides. RefSeq names its product S-adenosylmethionine-dependent methyltransferase. The transcript has a single exon. Gene Ontology annotation, biological process: peptidyl-lysine dimethylation. The record is from RefSeq and is a predicted model, not a curated record. Gene Ontology annotation, molecular function: protein-lysine N-methyltransferase activity. Lineage: Eukaryota; Fungi; Ascomycota; Pichiomycetes; Serinales; Debaryomycetaceae. The coding region runs from base 1 to 795 and encodes 264 amino acids.